Wickerhamiella sorbophila is the source of this 1413-nucleotide messenger RNA. RefSeq names its product Ubiquitin carboxyl-terminal hydrolase 6. Gene Ontology annotation, molecular function: cysteine-type deubiquitinase activity; protein binding; proteasome binding. The transcript has a single exon. The record is from RefSeq and is a predicted model, not a curated record. Bases 1 to 1413 code for a protein of 470 amino acids. Lineage: Eukaryota; Fungi; Ascomycota; Dipodascomycetes; Dipodascales; Trichomonascaceae. Gene Ontology annotation, biological process: proteasome-mediated ubiquitin-dependent protein catabolic process; protein deubiquitination; regulation of proteasomal protein catabolic process.
AUGACUACUAUUCCUGUUGUAGUGAAACAUAGUGGCCAAAAGUACAACGUUGACAUCGAUACGACCAAGACUGGCCUGGACCUGAAGCUUGAGUUGCAAAAGUUGACCAAUGUCGUGCCCGAACGCCAAAAAGUACUCGUAAAAGGCGGGCAGUUGAAAGACGAUGUGCGCUUGUCUGCGCUCGGGUUCAAGCCGAACCAGACGCUCAUGAUGCUGGGAUCUGCCGGAGAUCUGCCAACGGCUCCAGCUAAUGUUGCACAAGAAGCUUCUAGUGCCGAUGCAGACUCUGCCAAAGUUGAUCCGGUUCCAGCUGGCUUGGUCAACAUUGGCAACACCUGCUACGCUAACGCCACCCUUCAGGCACUACGAAAAGCACCGGAGUUGGUCGAAGCUGUACAAAAAUAUCAAGGACAGAAUAGUCUGACUACGGCUCUCGGACGCGUGUAUACAAAUCUCAACUCGGGCGAGGAGCACACCCCGUUCGGGUUCAUGGAGCGUCUGCGGUCGACUUUCCCGCAAUUCGCUGAAAUGGGCCAAAUGGGACCCAAGCAGCAAGAUGCUGAGGAGAUGUGGACCAAUUUGAUGUAUUCAUUAAAGGAAGCUGGUGUCGCCCCGGCUGAGCGGUACUUUGAUGGUCAGAUGGCUGUGAAAAUGUCGAGCGCUGAAACUGAUGAGCCGCCAGCCGAGAGCUACGACACAUUCGCCAAACUCAACUGUCAUAUUUCCGCAUCGACUAACUUCCUCAAAGACGGUCUCAUGGCUGGUCUGAAGGAGACUUUAGAGAAACACAACGAGGCGCUGGGCCGCAACGCAGAGUAUACUGUCACCAAGCGUAUCUCGCGAUUGCCCAAAUAUCUGACGAUUCAAUUUGUUCGGUUUUUUUGGCGAAGAGAUACCAGUAAAAAGUCUAAAAUUUUGCGCAAAGUCACGUUCCCUUUGCAGCUGGAUGUGAGCGACCUGUGCACUGAUGACCUGAGGGCCAAGCUGGUGCCAGCACGUGAAGAAUUCCGGAAAGCUGAAGAUGCUGUCGAGGAAGCACGGAGAGCUGCCCGAAGAGCCAAGUUCCAGUCCAUGGAGACGCGUAAGGAGGCAAUUAAUGACUCGCUGAGCGAGGAACGCCGAAAAGAACUCCAUGACAAUAUUGUAGCGAAAAUCGACCCCACUUUAGCGGAUGAUGAAGGCUCCAAUCCUCUAGGGAUUUAUGAACUGGUUGCAAUUGUAACCCACCAGGGUAUGAGCGCUGAUUCGGGUCACUACCAGUGCUUCGCCAAACACGACAAGGAGCCCGGCCAAUGGUGGAGAUUCAACGAUAACAAGGUUACGCUCGUUGAUGAUGCCAAGAUUGAGCAGCUCAGUGGUGGUGGAGAGUCCGAUUCUGCUCUCAUUUUGCUGUACCGUACCGCAGAGUACUAA